ACCGUGCGCUCCUCUGCCCUCUCAGCGCCACCAGCCUCGCCGAUGUCUCAGUUGGCCCCCAGUUCGGACUUCAAGAGCGCUCUGGACAGCAGUCCUGAGGCCAAUACCGAGGAUGAAAAGACCGAGGAGGACCUGCUUAGGCCCAAGAACUACCUGUGGCUCACCAUCAUCUCGUGUUUUUGCCCUGCGUACCCUAUCAACAUCGUGGCUUUAGUCUUCUCCGUCAUGUCUCUACACAGCUACAAUGAAGGAGAUUUCGAAGGAGCCAGGCGGCUGGGGCGGAAUGCCAAGUGGGUGGCCAUCGCAUCCAUAAUCAUUGGCCUUCUCAUCAUCAGCAUCACUUGUGCAGUUCACUUCACAAAGCGGAUGUGAGGAGCCAGCUGUCCACCGUGAGCGUGGAGAACAGACCUCACCCGCACAUACCCUAGGAAUUUGAGGAACACACCCUUGACUUCAGACGGUAAGGUCUCUUCCUCCAGGACUCUCCAGAGGCAGGUCCCUGGCAACUGAAUUCCAAGUCCAAAUUUUACGAAAACCAAGGAGCACAGCCACGUCAGCCAAAGUCACUGAUUUGUAAAGAAGAAACUAUCCGGUCUCAGAACCUCAGUUUGGUGAAGACCACGGUGUCCACGCCUCUUCCCCAGAGCAGCGCCUCAGGGAGCCGGGGCUUUUACACCAGGGGCGGACUUCGUGGGGGGAGAGGGAGGUUCCUGGGACGAGCUGUGGGCAUGGGUGUUGACGGAAGAUGUUGAGCACAAACAAUCGUUGCAUGUUUAAAGUUGUCUACAGUAGCUGGAUUUGUGGAUUUUUUUUUUUUUUUUUCUUUUCAUAUGCUGUAACUUCACUCCAGUCUUCAGUAACUCCUUCUCCUGUCAACCCCUCAGAGUUCACCCAUGGGUCAUCCAGUGAACCCAUGGCCUUUGUCUUGAUCCUCACUUUUUCUAACAGCACCUUGCUCUUAUCCUCCAUUGGUCAACUUGACCGCAACCUUAGGCUUCACUGAAACAAACUCUGAGAAUAUAGUUAGUCAAUUCUAGGCACAUGUGUGCCUUCGUCAUCCCAUUUUGGAGAAUAAACUGGCUGUUUAUGGAAUGUGCUUUUUUUCAACCUUUUUUUUUUUGGAAAUUUCAAGAAAGAUCUUUGGUUCUCCUGUAUGCCACCUGGAAGUGCCACCCAUUGCAAUACUUUUCUGUCAAAUGUAAACCCUUCCAGAGUGAAUAUACUAGUUUAAUAGCGCCAUUAUUCUGCCUACCAGAACACACCAACCUUGUGUUUUCCAAAGCGUGAGAUGCUUUGCGUACCACAGGUGGUACACAAGAUAAUUUUAAGUAGUUCACACACACAACAUUAAGUAACACCGAAUCAUAAAGACAGUUUUUCCGUUUUCUAUUCUUUUUUCAAUCCUGAUUACACCCAGGAGAAAGUCUCUGUUUAGUACUAGCAGGUCUCUAACACCUUUCUGACAUUACGGCUCUUUUCCUUUUUUAACAAAGAAAGAGCAGGCCUCAGGUUCAGAGCCUUCUGCCUAAAUAAAAUUUAAUACCAUUGUCUUGUUUUCAUUGUUUUUAUUUUUAUUUAUGACCUUCCAUUUAUGGCUUUCUACUAAGGGAUGUGUUGCUUUUCAAAUAAUUUAAGAAAAACACCAAGUGAUUAACAUAACAGGCAAUGCGUAUACGCAGCAAAAAUCAAAGAACUAAUGUUAGAAACACCACAAUAACUGCACCAACUUUUUUUUUUAAGCAAAAGAGAAAGUAGCUUAUUCUAGUUAAAUGAAUAAGAAGCUGAGUGGAACAAAAUACCUGUUGUCCAGUCCCUUUUUUCCAACUAACUAGCUAUGCAAGUUGAUUUGAGGCAAGUUUCUUAGUUUCUUUCUGUGCCUCAAAUUUCUUCCUCUGGAAAACAAAGAAUGCCUGUCUACUUACCUCACAGUGUUGUUGUAAGAAUUCAUUGCCUUAAUAGAUGUAAAUGCCCCUGAGGGGAAAUUCUAAGGUUUUAUGCAAAAUCAAAGCAUUGUUGUGAGUUUUAUUAUAAAUCCCAGACAUUUGUUAAAAUACUGAACCCUAACAAAAAAUAAAAACUGACGGACACCACAUUCUACCAGUCAUUUCACCAAGAUGUCUGUCCUGAGCCAGCACUUGUCCCUGGAGGACAUCUAAAUCAGGGACAUAUAUUCUCAGCACACAGAAGUUCUACAGUCAGCCCACCAUGUUGGAUCCUGAUUUCUGUUUCUCACAUUGUGGUUUUUGUUUGUGUGUGGGGGAGCCCCUGGUCUUCUAUCCAAAUCAAAUGAAUGUGUUAAUGAGAGGCAGAAUAAAAAUGGUUUUA
This is a messenger RNA of Loxodonta africana (African savanna elephant), 2325 nucleotides long. RefSeq names its product transmembrane protein 233 (gene TMEM233). Gene Ontology annotation, cellular component: membrane. NCBI's taxonomy places the organism in Eukaryota, Metazoa, Chordata, Mammalia, Proboscidea, Elephantidae. The record is from RefSeq and is a predicted model, not a curated record. The transcript has 3 exons. Bases 43 to 372 code for a protein of 109 amino acids.